Molecule: messenger RNA, 1625 nt
Organism: Rhopilema esculentum
Lineage: Eukaryota; Metazoa; Cnidaria; Scyphozoa; Rhizostomeae; Rhizostomatidae
Product: ras-related protein Rab-8A
Molecular function (GO): GTP binding; GTPase activity
Source: RefSeq, a predicted model, not a curated record
UUUGUGUCCUGCCUACAUGGCCUGGGUUCGAAGAUUGCCACACCUGGAAGCCGAAGGGAAAUAAAUUGCAAUGGCGAAAACCUACGAUCAUCUUUUUAAAUUGCUUUUAAUUGGAGACUCGGGCGUUGGGAAGACAUGUGUGCUCUUCAGAUUUUCAGAGGAUGCUUUCAACUCGACGUUCAUCUCGACCAUUGGAAUCGAUUUCAAAAUAAGAACAAUAGAGCUAGAUGGAAAGAAAAUCAAGCUACAAAUUUGGGACACAGCAGGCCAAGAGAGAUUCAGAACAAUCACAACUGCAUACUACAGAGGAGCAAUGGGAAUCAUGUUAGUUUAUGAUAUUACAAAUGAAAAAUCCUUUGACAAUAUCAGAAAUUGGAUUCGAAACAUUGAUGAGCACGCUGCUGCCGAUGUUGAAAAAAUGAUUCUAGGAAACAAAUGUGACAUGGAUGACAAAAGGCAAGUGUCAAAAGAACGCGGUCAGCAGCUUGCCACAGAGUACAACCUUCGCUUUAUGGAAACUAGUGCAAAAACAGCGCAAAAUGUUGAAGAGUCUUUCAUAACCUUAGCAAGGAACAUAAAACAAAAAAUGGACAAAAAGCUGGAUUCAAGCUCCGCCGGCGCAGGGGGUGGUGGCAUUAAAGUCACAAAUGAAGAACGACAAAAGAAAGGGGGUCUCUUCAAAUUUUGCACAAUCUUAUAGAAAAUGUUUUUAUUUGAUCAAAGUAACACUGUAUUUCGACUGAGAGUUCAAGUCUUGUCGAAAAUUAUCCUUAAUGUUCAUAAUGCCGUGAGUCGAUUGUACAAGAAAUGAACCAAUCAUCGCUGUGAUCAUUAUUAUUAUUAUUAUUAUUGUCAGUAGCUUGUUUAAUUGACUACCCUAUUGCGCCCUCGCAAACCUUUCUGCGAGAUCAGCCACAGUGUAUGACCCAAUUGAAUUAUGUUGGUGCUGUUGAUCCCCUAAUUGCAAAAAGCCCUGUUUCUUCUAUCCGCAAAUAUCCCGAAUUUUCCUUUCGAAGAUCGUGUGUAAUAUCCAACAGGCUUAGUAAUUCUCUAGAAUUCAUUAUCGUUUCAAUCUCUGCAAAUCUAAUUUUGACUGUUAUUAGCUUGACUUCGACCGCUGUCAUUGGCAAUUUGAAUUACCGUUGUUUGAAGUAUCUUAACACUUGUACUCUAUCUCGUGAAAAUUUAUCUCUCCUAGAACUGCUCUUCCAUUUAUUACACUUGUCGUCUUUUAUCUGUUGAAUUUGAUUCCCCUGAUUGCAUUUGUCAUUGUAAUGUUUCCCCUGUUACGCAUGCAGCUAAAAGCUAGGCCAGCCUGGAGUGCUUUGGUAAAAAACUGAAUUAAAAACGUUUGUUUUGAUCGCAAAUUCAUUUUGCUUAUGAACUUAGAUUCGGUAAUAUGCGGCUAAGUUUUGUAGGUUCAUUUGCUAGCCCAUUCACGCGAACCUUAUCUUGUGUGCGUGUAAUUUUAAUAAAUUACAGACGAAGAACAGCUGGGAUUCCUAGACCAUUUUCUAAUUUUUCUUUCUUUUAUAAAAUAAAUUUCGAUGUAGAGUUCGUCUGUUUAUAGCAUGUCAUAUAUAUAUUACGUCAUAUUUUCAAUACUGAAGAUUUCUAGAAUCUCU